This is a messenger RNA of Symphalangus syndactylus (siamang), 2022 nucleotides long. RefSeq names its product UBX domain protein 2A (gene UBXN2A). NCBI's taxonomy places the organism in Eukaryota, Metazoa, Chordata, Mammalia, Primates, Hylobatidae. Gene Ontology annotation, biological process: proteasome-mediated ubiquitin-dependent protein catabolic process; autophagosome assembly; membrane fusion. Gene Ontology annotation, molecular function: ubiquitin binding. Gene Ontology annotation, cellular component: cytosol; nucleus. The record is from RefSeq and is a predicted model, not a curated record.
AGCUCGAUGGUUUCCAGGUCCCCGCGACCGCAGGGCUGGGGCAACCAGAAAAGCCAGACUAAUCAGGACGAGUUCGGGCUUGGAAUUGGGCCUGAAGCCCUCGCGCCCAGCCAGGUCUGAAUGCCCCAGACCCCACCAUCACCCCCGUGGCCUGGAUGGAGCAGGGGACGGCCGGCGAAGGCGCGGGGUGGAAGGGGAGCGGCGACGAAUGCGCGAGGAGCUGACUGGGAAUCCCCGAGCUACCCGAGACAAGACACUGAACUUGAGUCGCACUUUUCAUGCCUGUAAAAAUGAGAAUGACAGCUGUGAUAAAAAAAAAAAAAAAUUCAUCUGGGCGAUAUCUGGAACGUGUAAGGCGAAAGAGAAUGAAAGACGUAGAUAACCUCAAAAGUAUAAAAGAAGAAUGGGUUUGUGAAACAGGAUCUGAUAAUCAACCUCUUGGUAAUAAUCAACAAUCAAAUUGUGAAUAUUUUGUUGAUAGCCUUUUUGAGGAAGCUCAGAAGGUUAGUUCCAAAUGCAUGUCUCCCCCUGAACAGAAGAAACAGGUAGAUGUAAAUAUAAAAUUAUGGAAAAACGGAUUCACCGUCAACGACGAUUUCAGAAGUUAUUCCGAUGGUGCCAGUCAGCAGUUUUUGAACUCCAUCAAAAAGGGGGAAUUACCUUCAGAAUUACAGGGAAUUUUUGAUAAGGAAGAGGUGGACGUUAAAGUUGAAGACAAGAAAAAUGAAAUAUGUUUGUCUACGAAGCCUGUGUUCCAGCCCUUUUCAGGACAGGGUCACAGACUAGGAAGUGCCACACCAAAAAUUGUUUCUAAAGCAAAGAAUAUUGAAGUUGAAAAUAAAAAUAAUUUGUCUGCUGUCCCACUGAACAACUUGGAACCCAUUACUAAUAUACAGAUCUGGUUGGCCAAUGGGAAAAGGAUUGUCCAGAAAUUUAACAUUUCUCAUAGAGUAAGCCAUAUCAAAGACUUCAUUGAAAAAUACCAAGGAUCUCAAAGAAGUCCUCCGUUUUCCCUGGCAACAGCUCUUCCUGUCCUCAGGUUGCUAGAUGAGACACUCACACUGGAAGAAGCAGAUUUACAGAAUGCUGUCAUCAUUCAGAGACUCCAAAAAACUGCAUCUUUUAGAGAACUUUCAGAGCACUGAUGUUUGAUAGACUAAGUGGAAAAUUUGCAGAGAAAUGAUGGUUGUUAAGUGGACAUGCAAACCAAAAUUGGGGACUGGAGAAGUUAGACUCACUAGACUUUUGGUUCGAGUACUAUUGAACUCUCCUGAUGAGAAGAUGUUUAGAUAAGUACAAGUUAGGAAAGUAGCAUAUGACUGGAAACUAUAUUCAGUGCACUUUCUCCAAAAGACUACCCAGAAAAAUAGACUUAUUUUCAAAUACCAAUUAUCAAGAUAUAUUAAAUAGCUGUAUCAUUUAGAAUCUUAAUAUGGUAUAAAUUAGCAAAUGUAUUCACAAUAUUCAUUCAAACAUCAUUCCCAGACAGCAGGGAUUUAUUUAAAUGUUAGCUGUCUCGGAGUUUUUAAAUAGCUAAUACGACCAGGUACAGUGGUUCAUGCCUGUAAUCCCAGCACUUCGGGAGGCGGAUACAGGCAGAUCACGAGGUCAACAGAUUGAGACCAUCCUGGCCAACAUGGUAAAACCCCAUCUCUACUAAAAAUACAAAAAUUAGCUGGGCUUGGUGGUGCGCAACUGUAGUCCCAGCUACCCAGGAGGCUGAGGCAGGAGAAUCGCUUGAACCUAGGAGGUGUAGGUUGCAGUGAGCUGAGACUGAGCAACUGCACUCCAGCUUGGCAACAGAGCAAGACCCCCUCUCAAAAAUAAAAUAAAAUAAAUAUAAAUAUAAAUAAUUGUGGCCAGGUGCAAUGGCUCAUGCCUGUAAUCCCAACACUUUGGGAGGCUGAGAUGGGAGGAUCACUUGAAGCCAGGAGUUUAAAACCAGAAUGGUCAACAGAGUGAGACCCCUGUCUAUAUAUUUUUUUAAUUUAAAAAAUAAAAGAAUAAAAUUGUGUAGCUUAG